CGUCAGUCGGAAAUCUACAUAAAAUAUUUAAUUUUUACUUGCAAAAAUGGAAAGCUAAGGUUUAUCUCGUUAAGUGGUGCACACACAAAAUGGAUGUAGUAACCUUCGGCAUCAUAGUAGCCCUAAUCCUGGUUUUUUUAGUCAUUGUUUGUUUCAUCACCAUUGAAGGCACUUGCAAACGCCGUUCUUAGUUUGGGUCUUUAUUCUUUUUUUUCCCCUUUCAAUUUCUUGCUCCUCUUUUGCUUUCCGAUCUGAAGUCUUUUUGUUUUCAAUUUCACUAGAAAAAGGCAGUAAAAAGUGGAUUAAAAAAAAUGGAAGGGAUGAAAGAUGGGGUUUGAGAAAACACCGAUCUUUUUGGUGGUGGUUUUGGUUUUUGUGAGUUUGGAUCUGUGUCUCGGGAGUGGGUACGGUAUGUCGCCGACGCAUGGUGACCAUGGGCAUCAUCACCAAUGUGAUCACGGACAUGGGCAUGGGCAUGACCACAACCAUCAUCAUUCCCAUAACUAUGAUCAUGGCCAUCACCAGCACCUCCAGGCGGAGGAAGAGAGGAAAAAGAUGAUGUUACCGGAGGACUUGGCUGAGGAGGAAGACAUGAAAUUGUACGGAUUUGGGCCAUAUCGGGAUGAUCACGAUCAUGAUCAUCCCAAGCUCUCUGGUUCAGGCCUUUGGUUACGUGCAUUGGGAUGUUCGCUCUUAGUAAGAUUGGCUUCCCUUAUUUGCCUGAUUAUUUUACCUUUGAUAUUCAUACAAGGGAAGCCAUCCAAGGCGAUUGUUGAUUCCCUGGCUUUAUUUGGGUCAGGAGUUAUGUUGGGAGAUGCUUUUCUUCACCAGUUGCCGCAUUCGUUUGGUGGACACUCCCACUCACAUGCUGAUCUCGUGGAUCAUGAUCAUACGCAUGCGCACUCUUUGAAGGACCUUUCUGUGGGCUUGUCCGUUCUUGCUGGGAUAGUACUCUUUCUUCUUGUUGAAAAGCUGGUCAGAUAUGUCGAAGAAAACUCUGGAGGGACUAGUGGUUGGAGCCAUGGUCCUCGUCACCUUCAUCACAAGAGCAAUAAAAAAUUGAAAAAUGCUGCUGCUGCUCAUGACAACAGUUCGCAACCUGACAUAUCAGACGACUCUUCAAAUGUAGAUAAUGCAUCUCAGCCUGAAAUCCAGAAGGUAGGGUUUAAAUAUUUACGUUAGAGGUGUGCUGUAUUCAUACUACUAAGAUCGGGCAUACAUGUUUGCUGGCUAUGCCAUUUUUAUAUAAAUUCUGGGGCUGACACUUAAGUGCAAUGCAUGAGGUGUAGAUAUGUGUGUGUGAACCAUCAAACACGUCUAAUUGACCGAUAAAAUUUGUCCUUUAUCUGUUUGUAUCUUGUAUGUAACAUUUAUUACCUGUAAAA
Molecule: messenger RNA, 1385 nt
Organism: Hibiscus syriacus
Lineage: Eukaryota; Viridiplantae; Streptophyta; Magnoliopsida; Malvales; Malvaceae
Product: IAA-alanine resistance protein 1-like
Exons: 6
Coding region: 328-1182 (284 amino acids)
Biological process (GO): zinc ion transmembrane transport; intracellular zinc ion homeostasis
Cellular component (GO): membrane
Molecular function (GO): zinc ion transmembrane transporter activity
Source: RefSeq, a predicted model, not a curated record